UUCACCAAGGCGACGAAGGCAGAUCCUGGUAUAUUAUUGUUAGAGGUUCUGUAGAUGUUGUUAUCCAUGGAAAAGGGACAGUCAACACUCUACACGAAAGCGAUGAUUUUGGAAAACUCGCUCUGAUAAAUGAUGCACCAAGGGCGGCCACAAUAGUUUUAAGAGAGAACAACUGCCACUUUCUGCGAGUAGACAAAGAAAACUUCAACAGAAUUUUACGGGAUGUUGAAGCGAAUACUGUUCGACUUAAAGAACAUGGAAAAGAUGUUUUAAUAUUAGAAAAAAUUAAUGCAAAUACGAAACAAGUAUUUUCUUCCCAUUAUAAGUACACUGUGAUGGCGGGAACUCCGCAAAAAAUGUUAGAGCACGUUCUGGAAACAAGACUGGAUGGCCGCGGUUCAGGAGGCGCUGGUGAAAACUUUAUCGUCAGUACUGCACAAGAUCCAUUUUUGGACGAUUUUCUUCUUACUCAUAUAGUCUUCUUACCUACGCACCAGUUAGUCGAUGAGUUAGACAAAUAUUAUAGGAUAGAAUUCACGAACCAGGAUCGAGAAUUUGUCCUGGCCUGUAAAAGAAGAGUAAUACACUUCGUUUAUAGAUGGGUAACGACCGUACGUCAUCCUGUAUUCGAAGAUGAUAUCGCCGUCGAAUUUCUGGAGGAAAUAGCUAAUGAACUUGAAAACGAUAGUUCACAGUUCGAUGCCUUGCAAGAGGAAGCCGCCCUGAUGCAUCACGUCAUGACGCAGUUAAGAAGGUAUAACGAGGACAGAAAAGCUCACGAAGGGCAGAAAUGGAAGCUGCCGCCUCUCGGCCAACCGAUAAGCCUUUUUAGCGCUAGUGACGACACCGGCAGAACGAUCAUCAUGCCGCAGGAUGACAUCAUUUUUCGUGUCUACUGCGCUGACCACACCUAUUGUACGUUACGACUACCAGUAGAUACGACAGCGGAAACCAUCAAGCUCGUAGCUGCGGAAAAAUUAAAAAUGAGACCAAGUGACGAACUAUUAUUGGUCGAAGUAAAGUCUAAUGGAGAGAGGGUCGUAUUCAAGGACAACGAUAUCAGUAUACCUACAGCUCUAUCUCUUAAUGGAAGAAUCUUUGUGUCUCCAAAAGAUCAUUUAGAUGCUCUGACAUGUUUAAACGAACAAGAAGAAUCUACUCAAGGCAUUGAUGGUGAUCUGGAAAUGUUUAGUACAAAAGAACUGGCUUAUUACAUUACACUUUUUGACUGGGAUCUUUUUUGGUAA
Molecule: messenger RNA, 1247 nt
Organism: Diabrotica balteata
Lineage: Eukaryota; Metazoa; Arthropoda; Insecta; Coleoptera; Chrysomelidae
Source: the annotation of a GenBank genome assembly